This is a messenger RNA of Cladophialophora immunda, 2678 nucleotides long. RefSeq lists its product as uncharacterized. The record is from RefSeq and is a predicted model, not a curated record. The coding region runs from base 111 to 2186 and encodes 691 amino acids. The transcript has 2 exons. NCBI's taxonomy places the organism in Eukaryota, Fungi, Ascomycota, Eurotiomycetes, Chaetothyriales, Herpotrichiellaceae.
UGCUCUAGAGCAAGCCAGCGGUCGAGUCUGCUUUUCAUUCUAUGAUGAGCAAGGCCUGAGCUUGGGGCGAGAGAACGGCAGCCUCAUUGUGGGAAGAACAUCGCUCCACUAUGGCUUCUCAAGCCUCUGCGCCGCUGCUACGGCAAAGCGACGACGGCGACACCUUGACGACGGAAAUUCAAGAACGGGAGAAUCGGUCCAAGGAAGGCGCUGGAGAAUCGCGAGAGAGUCAAAUUCCACAGACCCAGACCACGGAAGCACAACCACUCGACGGACCUUCUCAAAGACUCGAAGGAGCAAUUGCCGACAUAGUUUGGGCUCUUACGUGCCUCAGCCUCCCUAUGCUUGUGUUGACAGCCAUCUUCGUCGGCCUCGUCUACGUUUAUGAGGUUUCCAGGACUCCCGAGGCUUCUGAGAACUUGGUAGGAAUUUCGUCCGUGCGAGACAACUCGGCAUACUACGUCGACUUUAAUGCGACGCGACUAAUCACGGUUUCGUCUUGGACAAGCACUGCCACGUCGCUCACGGCUGCGUUUUUCAUGGUUCUGAUCUCCUAUCCCCUUGCGAAGGACUAUAUCAGGAGAUCGAACUCGGAAGGGGUCGACGCCCUCCCCACGGUGUAUCAAUUCAAGUUGAUCAUCGGUCUACUUGGAGGGGGGGUUGGGCCGCUCUGGUCAUGGCUACAAUACUGUUUCUGGAAAGGGCGAAACAGGCAGACCAGGCUUUUAUGGGCGACGGUCGUGACUCUGUUGACGGCAACUGGUUUGAGCAUCGCCAUCCUCGCCGUCGAUUCAUGGCUCCAUAUCACCACUUCUACAGUGAGCUUGGACACGCUCUCACCACCCGCUUCCACGCCCGUCGCAAGCUACGGUCGUGGCCUCGUCCCGCUCUGUUAUAACCAAACCUGGACAGCCGGGGAUAUCAACCAGUGCAUAGGCGGCUUGCAGCUGCCCGGGUCCAUUCACUUUGACAGUGCUUCAGAGGCGACACGGACCUCGAUGAACCUCUCCACGAUCAACGCCGUGUUGAGCAGUACGAUCGACGACAAGUAUUUCGCCUUCCUCACUUCGGCACAACGCGAUGCCAAUCUCGAUUUUCGGACCAAGACGUACGCCAUGAGCACCACAUGUUCUCCCGCCAGCACAGCUUGCCACCUUCAACAGAUCCAAUGGUGCAGUCAUGAAAGCGGCUGUCCCCUCGGAGAAGUCCAGUGGACGCUGGGGAUGACCUACAAUUGCAGCGCCAGUCUAUACGGGGACCUCAACAACAACACCGGCUUCGCGUUCACGUUGAACGGCAGCUCGUACGCGACCACCAGCAACAUCGGCUUCUUCCUCCAGAUGUUCCGUCAGCAAGGAUAUGCGGACCCGAUCGGGACGGCGGAUCAGCAGGUGGCGACCCCGAAUCCGUUCUUCUUCGCGGCUGGUGCUCGGGUGGCCACUUCAGACGCACUGGCUCGGGAUCCUGAGGCCGUCGAGGACGACGACCAGUACAACUACGCCUUCAUCUUUCAGUGUACCGCGACGAUCUACGAGCUAGAGUAUGCAUCCAUCGACGGCAACGUCGUGGGCGGCAACUACACCGUGGCGAAUGACACCCUGUCCAACAACAUGGGCUGGGCGCUCCUCGAGGCCCGCGCCCUGGCCCAGAACUCGCUCGAGGCCGCCUUCUUCAGCGGCGCCCAACAGUCCAACACGUCCCAGGCGUUCGCGGACUACUUCGCGCAGCAGUUCAGCAGGUCCGCGCUGAGCAUGAUCGCGGGCAUCACGGCGGGGAGGCUGAACGCGGCGGAGCAGACGCGACAGAGCCGCCUCGUCGCCCGUCUCCCGAAAGCCCCCUUCUUCGCCCUGAUCACCGUGAAUCUGCUGUACGCGCUGAUGGGCAUGGUGCUCGCCGGCGUCGCAUUGGCAAGUCAGCCCCGGAAGACGCGCGAGAUGCAGGCCCGGCUCAGCGUCGCCGGGCUGGUGGCUGCCCUGCUGGAGCCGGAUCCGGGUCGUCGCAGCAGCGGCAGCACAAGCUGUGCGUCUUGCUCCAAACGCGGCGGCCGCGGCGGGAUCGAGACCGUCUUUGCCGAGUACUACAACGACGGCGGGCCGCGCGACGAAGACAGUCGAGUCAUGCUCGUGGCCUCCGGGCCCGGAAAUCGCGUCUUUGAGAAGAUCUCGGUGCAGAGCGCCCCUGGUUGACCGCGACAAGUACACACCCCGGGCGUCUCGUGGCGGUGGAGGCCAGUCGCUGGGCCACGCUGCUGCUGAUGCGAGCUGGUCGCCGGGAGGAAGGUCCCAAGAAGGGCUGCAGCAGGCGGCGACGGUGCACGGUGUUGUCCCCUCGGCUGUGCCAGGGGGAGAAGAUAACGAGGCCUCUGCGCGGACUCAAAACGCAUCAUCACGCAUUACGGAGAGUGCGGACAUUGGAUGAGAUGAGGCCGGUGUCUCUCAGACCCUCACAAGGCUGUUCCCACCAGCUUCUAUCUAAACAAUUAAUGGCGCAUGGACCUUGUCAUUGCGGGCAAGACAUCUAGGAAGGAAGAUACCAGCCCUGACACCGGACAAGGCUGAGCGUGUUUGCAUGUCUCGGUACCUAUAAAAACGGUACGAGCUUGGGAAGAAAGAAGGGCUGAGUCUUCUCGUAUUAAUCCGUAAUUACCUGCUCAAGUGAUAUUCUAUCCAUGCUCGCUG